Gongylonema pulchrum is the source of this 423-nucleotide messenger RNA. Lineage: Eukaryota; Metazoa; Nematoda; Chromadorea; Rhabditida; Gongylonematidae. The record is from the annotation of a GenBank genome assembly.
GUGACAAAAUUAUUGUCUGGAAGGGAAUUUGGAAGCGAAAAGACAUGGAUUAUUGCUGAAUUGGGUAUUGACGAAGAUCGUUCCGGAAAAGAAUUGCAGGAAUUUGUAGUAGAUUCCGAUUUGCAGAUAAUAUAUUUGCGUCAGCAGCAACAUGAUCUGCCGCAGUUCAAGAAUUACUUUUUGCGUGUACUGAAGAACAACUACCAGUCAUACUCGUUGCUCAGUUCACUUAUACAGCAGAUGUAUAACUGCACAUUAUCAAAUGGGAAUAACACGGAUGACUGCUCAAAGGUUGACAUCCAACGAAUGGCUCUCAGCUACAAGCAGACAUCUACUGUGGAAUCCAUAAUAAAAGCUAUUUAUGCAUUAACUGCUGUUGCAGCCAAUUUGCAGAAAAAACCACACGUACUGACAAAAUGGUAA